AUGCCUGGAAAGCACAGAGAGUAUGCACCGGAGUCCAUUUGGCGACAGCGGCAGUUUCCUCCUAAUGCCAACUCUGUUAUACCCUGGGAUAUUGGCCAACAACGACAAACACCAUUGGUUGAUGACGUAUCGAAAGUAAGGGUCGACUUCAGUGCCUUUAUCAACUCCAUGGAUGACCAGUUCUUUGCAUAUCUGUGCUUGAUACGCGAGUACGCCAUGCGAACUCUUCAAGGCAAAGCCGCAGAGUACAGUGCGUUGUAUCAAGCUAUGAUCUCCCAAGACGUUGAAGAAGAAGCUUUAUCACGUAUGUCGGUUAUCGAAUUCCAAACCGAUGGUCUACGAUCGAGAACGUUUACGGCCUUUGCAGAACUCAGGAACUAUAUGGAUGGAACAUCGCCAAGCAACGACUCCUCAUUGAGACGGUUGUUCGUGUUGGAAGACAUGCCUGUGCGAUACAUCUGUCUGCUAGGAUCAAGGCUACGCAUUCAUCCUACCGUCUUCGCGCGUCAUUACACAACCGAGGGUAGCAGCACAAUCUCGGAUAACAUCAAUAGUCUUCCCUCUGUAGUCCAGACCAGCACCUCCGACGGUCUCGACUACGAAAGUGACGACGAAGAGCUCCAUGCGCCACAUAAGAGAAGAAGUUUCACUCUUCGGUAUCCGGUACUCAUGCCGCAUGUAUCUGCCAAACAGGACUCUGAUUCGUUCAAAUGUCCGGCGUGGCUCAAGCCCGAUGGAAGACUGAGGGACCAGAGCGCAAAUCCACGAUUCAUAGUCGAGAGGAGCCUGGAGACACCGACCAGAUACGAUCAGUGGGACGCAAGGGGCGAGAUCUCUGAGCUGGAAGGUCAAGUCACAUAUUGGUACCAUACGCUGCCAGGCAGCGGCUGGGAAGUCCAGACACUGAAGUUACACGUUCAGGCUUAG
Molecule: messenger RNA, 927 nt
Organism: Alternaria arbusti
Lineage: Eukaryota; Fungi; Ascomycota; Dothideomycetes; Pleosporales; Pleosporaceae
Exons: 2
Coding region: 1-927 (308 amino acids)
Source: RefSeq, a predicted model, not a curated record